AUGGCGUCUCUAACUUCCCGUCUCGAGCACGCGGUGAAGCCCGACGCUCUCCGAGCCUACCUCGCCGAAUUUAUCUCUACCUUUCUCUACGUCUUCGCUGCCGUUGGCUCCGCCAUGGCUUCAAGGAAGAUGAUGCCGGAUGCUGCAACAGAUCCGUCUGCGCUUGUAGCAGUUGCUGUAGCGAGUGCGUUUGCAUUCUCGGUGGCGGUUUAUGCGGCGGCUAAUAUCUCCGGUGGACAUUUGGUUGGGUCUGUAUUGGCUUGUCUUCUGUUGAAAGUUGCCACCGUCUCACAAUAUCCUUCUUGA
Camellia sinensis is the source of this 306-nucleotide messenger RNA. Lineage: Eukaryota; Viridiplantae; Streptophyta; Magnoliopsida; Ericales; Theaceae. The record is from RefSeq and is a predicted model, not a curated record.